AACCAGAGGCUCAGACCAACCCGAACCGAUUAUCAGGUUCGGCGUGGAAACUAUUUGACGCAACGCCUGCACUUCGCGCAAAUCACAAUCAUAAUUACGUUUUCUUCUUCUCUCUCUCUAUCGGCGUUUAGAGAGAGAACAUCGCCGCCGGAAACUACUCCGGCGAUAACAUGACCUCCGGUUCCUUCCGUCCAUCAGACCUUUGAUGCGCCGAUCGUCGGCCCGUACUCGUGCCGGUUCGAAUCGCAACGACGAAAUGGAUCCGAUCAAAACACGCUCCACCAACCUCUUCGCUCGCAACCCUAAGUCCGCGCCAUCGCGUUCCCUCUCUUCCGUCCUCCUCCUCAUUCUCGGGCUCUCGUUCCUCUUCCUCCUCUCCUACUGUGCGUUCUCCCACUCUGAAAGUAGUUUCCGGUACCGGAUAAUCGUCGACGGCGGCAGCACAGGCACCCGCGUGCACGUGUUUAAGUACCGGUCGGGCAGGGCGUUGCAUUUCGGGAAGGAGGGUUUGGCCUCGAUGCGCGUUAACCCGGGGCUGUCGGCGUUCUCGGAGGAUCCGGUUGGGGCGGGCGGGUCGGUAUCGAAGCUGGUGGAAUUCGCGAAAGGGCGGAUCCCGAGGGUUUGUUGGGGGGAGACGGAGAUUCGGUUGAUGGCAACGGCAGGGUUGAGAAUGCUGGACUCGGAGGUGCAGGAAAGGAUUCUGGAGUCGUGUAGGAAGGUGUUGCGUAACUCUGGGUUCAAGUUUAUGGACCAUUGGGCUUCUGUUAUCACAGGUUCUGAUGAAGGAGUUUAUGCUUGGAUUGUUGCUAAUUAUGCACUUGGCACUCUUGGAGGUGAUCCUUUGGAUACAACUGGGAUUGUUGAACUUGGUGGUGCUUCUGCUCAGAAUGCUGCUCAUGACUCAUGGAAAGAAGGACUUGUAUCAGGAAAAUUUGGUUUGGCUUCUCAAUCUCUUCAAGAAAGGUUGCGGAUAGAUCCUUGUACUCCUACUGGGUACUCUUACAGUGCUGAGUCAUUGAAGUUGCCUCCUAGCUCCGAGAGUGAAAAGGUCCGUUAUCUUUCCACUGUCCAAACUAUGGGGAACUUCUCAGCAUGCAGAUCGGCCGCACUUAUGUUGCUACAAAAAGGGAAAGAAUCAUGCUCCCAUCAACAUUGUGAUAUGGGAUCAACUUUCAUACCAUAUCUUCGGGGGAAUUUUCUGGCCACAGAAAAUUUCUAUCACACAUCAAAGUUUUUUGGAUUGCGGCCAAAGGCCUAUCUGUCCAAGUUGAUUACUGCUGGGCAAGAAUUCUGUGGAGAGGAUUGGUUAAGACUGAAGGAAAAAUAUGUUUCCCAUAAUGAGGAAGAUUUACUUCGGUAUUGCUUCUCUUCAGCAUAUAUUGUUGCUCUGCUUCACGACAGUCUUGGAAUUGCUUUGGAUGAUGAGAGGGUCAAGGUUGCUAAUCAGGUGGGAAGCAUUCCGCUUGAUUGGGCCUUGGGAGCUUUUAUUCUGCAAACAACAGCUGAUGCAGAUAUACAGAACCAUAACUGGAUUGCCACCAUUUUCAGUGAUGAAUCGCCUACUCUCCUCUCAAUUAUUGGAUUUUUAUUAGUGUUGUUAACGGCAUGGUCUAUAUCUAGGUGGAGGAAACCUCAGUUGAAGACAAUAUAUGAUCUAGAAAAAGGACGAUAUAUAAUCACGCGCAUUGGUAGUAGAUAAGGCUUGAUGGUAGCGGAGAUCAUGGUUCUUGGUUUACAUACGCGGAGGCACUGUUAUGAUUAUGAUGAAAAUAUUUAUCCUUUUCUAACUUGAUGGUUAACUACGGAAGGCCAUGCCAGCCGAGGCUCAAAAAUAGUAUGGGGUUGGACUUUGGAUGCGGUAUAUGGAGUGGAACUAGUGUAGAGUAGGACGUAUAUUUGUUGUUUAGUGGAAUUCAGGAAUUGUUUGUUGCGCCACUCGCUUCACUGGCUACAGAUAACAGUAAGGCAAGAAGUGGAGCAGGUCAGCCUAGGAAUUGCUAGGAGGAACUAAAUGCCGCAUCCUUCAACGGAAAACACCUUAUGUGCUAUAUUUGUAUCAAACUCUACAAAAGUUUGUCAUUUGCUACAUACAAAAGAAAUUCAUUAUUCCCUACCUGGGAAGCUAGUUGCGGAAGCUGUUUUUAUUUUAGGCUUCAUGAUUUUAUUAGAUUGGCUUCGAAAUUUGAAUGAUAUCUCAUUAGUUUGUGGUGUAAGUAACUAGCUCAAUGUUUCGUGUAACUAAAUACACGUGUUUUGUUAUAUUCUACGACUGUGCACAAAAUCAAAGUAAUUCCAAAUAUUCCAUUGGA
Molecule: messenger RNA, 2309 nt
Organism: Vigna radiata var. radiata (mung bean)
Lineage: Eukaryota; Viridiplantae; Streptophyta; Magnoliopsida; Fabales; Fabaceae
Product: probable apyrase 6
Exons: 7
Coding region: 206-1699 (497 amino acids)
Biological process (GO): nucleoside diphosphate catabolic process
Cellular component (GO): membrane
Molecular function (GO): nucleoside diphosphate phosphatase activity
Source: RefSeq, a predicted model, not a curated record